This is a messenger RNA of Entrophospora sp. SA101, 336 nucleotides long. The record is from the annotation of a GenBank genome assembly. Lineage: Eukaryota; Fungi; Glomeromycota; Glomeromycetes; Entrophosporales; Entrophosporaceae.
AUGUCUGCAAUAAAAAGAAUAUCAGAUAGAGCACUUGCUCAAUUGAAAAAAAGAUACCAACCAAGUGAUUUCCGACCAACUUUUAAAGAAUUUAGACUAUCUACAAAAGGAUCCUACCAGCCUAUUAAACCCGAGAAACGACCACCUAGACUUAAAAAACCUAAACAUCCUAAAUAUGAACGAGAUGCUCCUAAAAGACUAUCUACAAAAGGAUCCUACCAGCCUAUUAAACCCGAGAAACGACCACCUAGACUUAAAAAACCUAAACAUCCUAAAUAUGAACGAGAUGCUCCUAAAAGGUAUCGUUUUGGAGAAGAUUUUUUGGGAAAGAUUUGA